GUAUCCUCCCUCACUCCGUUCUCAUCAUAUCUUCUUUAUCCUUCCAACUCGCAAGAGAAUGCUUUAGCCCACCAACCCUAGGGCGGUUACCUCUCUCUCUCUCUCUCUCUCUCUCUCUCUCAGACACAGACACACAUACAAGAAUAUCACCCAAAACAUCUCUCUCUCUCUCUCUCAAAUCCAACAUGUCAAAAACCAAUCUCAUCCUCUCCUUCCUUUUCCUCCUUCUCUCCUCUCUUCCCAACCCUUCCUCUCCUUCCACCUUCUCCUUCAUUUACGGCGGCUGCUCCCAGAUAAAAUACGACCCAAGCUCAUCUUACCAAUUCAACCUCAACUCCCUCCUCACCUCUCUCCUCAACUCUGCCAACUUCUCACCUUACAACAAGUACACAAUCAACGCCCCCAACCCCGACCCCACCCUAUACGGCGUCUACCAAUGCCGCGGCGACAUCUCCACGGCCGAUUGCUCGUCAUGUGUAAGAUCCGCCAUUUCCCAGAUCGGCAUCUUAUGCUUAGAUACCAGUGGUGCCACGAUCCAACUCGACGGAUGCUACGUGAAGUACGACAAUGUCACGUUCCUAGGCGUGCAAGACAAGUCGUUGGUUUUGAAGAAAUGCGGACCGUCGACUGGCCGUUACGAUACCGAUAUGUUGAGCCGGAGGGAUGAAGUGCUAACUAGUUUGGGUGGUGGGACCGGCAUGUAUCGUGUGGGGAGUAUCGGGUACGUGUCAGGUGUGGGCCAGUGUGUUGGGGAUUUGGACGGUGGAGAGUGCACGGAUUGCGUGUCUGAGGCCGUAGAGAGACUGAGGGGUGGGUGUGGAUGGAGCGUGUCAGGAGCUGUCUAUCUCGGCAAAUGCUACGCUCAGUACGUCGCGGGAGGGGCAUAUACGUCAAGUGGGUCAUCAGGAGCGGUAUCUUCGUCUAACGAGGGGAGCGGUCAGCCGGUUAGCUGGGGAGGAUGGUGGGGUUUGGCUAUGUGGGCUUGUCUGAUGAAUUUACUGAAAUAUCCUUGAAGAAUUUCUGAAAUGAUUGUGAAUGGCGCGGAAUGUAAGGGUACUUUAGUCAUUUGUGGUUGAUUUGUUUGGCUUGUAAAUGCAAAGGUGUCUUUCAGUGGAUUUAAAUGUGUAGUUUGCGGAUUAAUAGAUAUUUCGUACAUAUGCACCCUA
Messenger RNA from Magnolia sinica, 1166 nucleotides. Its product is annotated as plasmodesmata-located protein 7-like. NCBI's taxonomy places the organism in Eukaryota, Viridiplantae, Streptophyta, Magnoliopsida, Magnoliales, Magnoliaceae. The record is from RefSeq and is a predicted model, not a curated record. The transcript has a single exon. Gene Ontology annotation, cellular component: plasmodesma. Bases 186 to 1013 code for a protein of 275 amino acids.